Messenger RNA from Ochlerotatus camptorhynchus, 2824 nucleotides. It is a transcript of the gene Vav, whose product is annotated as Vav guanine nucleotide exchange factor. The transcript is spliced from 14 exons. Gene Ontology annotation, cellular component: cytoplasm. The coding region runs from base 121 to 2541 and encodes 806 amino acids. Gene Ontology annotation, biological process: cell migration; regulation of GTPase activity. Gene Ontology annotation, molecular function: protein binding; guanyl-nucleotide exchange factor activity. The record is from RefSeq and is a predicted model, not a curated record. NCBI's taxonomy places the organism in Eukaryota, Metazoa, Arthropoda, Insecta, Diptera, Culicidae.
UCGAAUUGGAAAUAUCCAAUCCAGUCAGUUGUAGAAAAUUAAUGUUUGUGCGUUUAUUUGUGCUAUAUUCAUUAGAAAUUGAUUUCCUGCGACUGUUUAUUAUCCAAAUAAAACAGAAGAAUGGCAAUGGCAGAUGAUCUCUGGCGGGAAUGCGCUGCUUGGCUAACCAGAUGCAAAAUUAUUCCAGCGGAUCACAAAGCGAACCAGCCAGAUUCCGAAAUAAAAACUUUGGCUGCAAUCCUGCGGGACGGUGUUUUACUGUGCAAUCUAGUAAAUUUUCUGGACUCCAGUGCAUUUGAAAUUAGAGAUUUUAAUCGAAAACCUCAAAUGGCGCAUUUUUUAUGCAUUCAAAACAUCAAGCUGUUCUUAGACAUAUGUAAAACUAACUUCGGCCUUAAAGAAUCGGAUUUGUUUGAGCCCACCAUGCUUUAUGAUCUCACCAAUUUUCACCGAGUGCUAAUAACAUUAUCAAAACUUUCUCAAACGCGUAAAGCCCAGUUGGUCCAGAAUAUUGUGGGCUUCAACUAUCAAAUUUCGCAGUCGGAUAAGAGCAAUUCUGAUGAAGACAUCUAUAAAGAUUUGCAUGUAACAUCUAACAUUUAUACUACGACAAAAAAAGAAAUUAGAGAUGCAGUCGAAACCAAUAACGUGGAUCAGUUUUAUGGAAUAACGUGGAGUACGGAGCAUCAGAGUUGCUUUGAUUAUGAAGCACGGGAUAUCUACGACAGCAUUGCUAAUGAUAGUGAAAAAAUUUAUGAAGACUUAUGCUACGUCACUUUCUCUACUACUACACCACAGCUUGCGUCGACAGCCAGUUUCGAACAGAGAGAUUUUGUUAUCAAAGAGUUGGUCGAUACAGAGACAAAUUAUUUAGAUGCUUUAUUGGCUUUAAAAUAUAAGUUUAUGCAACCUUUGGAGCGAGUUUUGGCGAAGGAUGUCUUACGCAUAAUAUUUCCAUGUAUAAAAGAGUUAGUAGACAUCCAUGAGAAAUUCCUGGCAAAAUUACGAGAAACUGUGGCCGUAGAUUCAAAGUUGAAACUUAGUGUAGUUUUCCUGGAAUUUCGAGAACCAUUUCUAAUAUAUGGCGAUUACUGCUCUAGUAUGACUAAUGCAACUGAUAUGCUACGAGAAGUAUGUAAAAAGUCAUCCAACGUGGAGCAAAUCGUAAACCAAUGCCAGAAAGAGCAUAGCGGCGGCCGACUGCAGUUACGUGACAUUCUAUCUGUUCCUAUGCAAAGGAUUUUAAAAUAUCACCUUUUAUUAGAUAAACUAGUACAAGAAACGAGUCCGUCUCACGAUGAUUUCCGUGGCCUUGAACGAGCCAAAGAGGCAAUGGUAGAUGUAGCACAGUAUUCCAACGAAGUCAAGCGGGAUUCGGAACACCUGGUUGUUAUACAAAAGGUUAAGGAAAGUAUUUUAGAUUUAAACCUUCCAAACGGCAACAAUCUCGAACAGUAUGGGAGGCUAUUGUUAGAUGGUGAUUUGAAUAUAAAAGCACAUGAAGAUCAGAAAACUAAACAUAGGUACUCCUUCGUAUUUGAGAAGGUUAUGAUAUUAGUGAAAAAUUCGAAUACAAAAAUCGGAGAGGGACAAUAUGUGUUUCGAGAAGCACACAAUCUACAAGACUACCGUGUUGAGAUCUGCCACUCCAGGCGUACUUUAGGCCGCGACGGCAGAUUAAAAUAUUCCUUACUUUUAGCGAGAAAAACGCAAUCUACAGCAUUUACGUUAUACAUGAAAACGGAAGAAGAACGGGAUAAAUGGAAACGCGCCUUCGACAUUGCCAUGGAGGUUAUAGACCCAAUGGGGUGUCGAAAUACAGAUCACAGAUUUUAUGUAUGCACUUUUGAUGCUCCUAUCAUUUGUCGACAUUGCUCUAAAUUUUUAAAAGGAAAAAUUCAUCAAGGUUAUCGCUGUAAAAGUUGCGAAAUAGUAGUACACAAGGGAUGUAUAUCAUCAACUGGUCGAUGUAAACAGGACCAGUCUCCACCACCAGUAUGUGAUCGAUUGUUAUCAGAGUUCAACUGGUUCGUAGGGGCGAUGGAUCGAGAUGCAGCUACAAAUAAGCUAGAAAAGAAAAAAGUUGGCACCUAUUUACUACGUGUCCGUCCUCAAGGUGCAUCGAAUUCUUAUGAAACGAUUUACGCGUUAAGUUUAAAAACCGAUAACAAAAUUAUAAAGCAUAUGAAAAUUUAUCAAAAACAAGAAAAUUUUAGUGUCUUGUAUUAUCUUUCGACACGACGGCAUUUCAAGACCAUCGUUGAGUUAGUUUCAUUUUAUGAGCGCAACGACCUUGGAGAAAAUUUUGCUGGGUUAAAUCAGUCGCUUCAAUGGCCUUUCAAAGAAAUCAUUGCAACAGCCCUGUAUGAUUUUUCACCAAACGAACCUAAUCAACUGCCGCUCAGGCAGGGGUGCCAAGUUAUUGUAAUAGGAAAGGAAGGUGAUAGCAAAGGAUGGUGGCGAGGAAAAACAAUGGAAAAGGUCGGGUUUUUUCCUAAAGAAUAUGUGCGUGAAAAUCAUACGAUUUCUGAUGAUCAAUGACAGUACGAUUAUUUCGUUUACAUCGAACCGCAUGCACAACGCAGGAAUCUCUAAGAUAAAAUGUUCUGGAAAUCUAUUACUACAUUGUUGUUACUGUUAUUCUUUGUUUAAUUAUUAGAAAACGUGAAAUAGUUGUUAAGAUGUAUGUAUAUCAGAGCUGGAUGUAUCGCUAGUUUAUUUCAAUAAUUUAUAAUUACCGACAUUCAAGAGAGACUUAAUAGUUUCAAUGCCAAAUUUUCUAGAUAUAUUUAAGCCAUAAAACAUAUACAAUUUUACACCGUAA